AUGUCGAGAUUCACUAAGCCAAGUAUAAACUGGGUAGAAUUGGAGAAAUUGGUGGCACCAGAUCAGAAGGGCAAGUUCUUCGCAUUCAAGGCUAAAUCGGACGCUUACUUCAGACGUGUGGAAUCUAACCCCCCUGAGCCUCCGCCGAUCGACUGGGCGGAGUAUAAGAAGAUAGUCCCGAUCCCAGGCCUGGUGGACAACUUCCAGACGGCCUACCAAGCCUUUAAGGCACCCUUCCCAGCAGACACCCUCACCAGUCAGGUCGACAGCCAAUGGGCGAAGUUGCAAGAAGACAUCAAGAAGUUUGUGUCUGAACAGCAGAAAGAAAUUGAUACGGCUACAAAGGAAAUAAACAGAAUAAAAGCCCUGCCGAGGUUCGAGGAUAUGACCAUGGAGACGUUCUUUGACAUGUACCCUGAUGUUGCUAUAGACCCAGUAAACAAGCCUUCCUUCUGGCCGCACAACCCUGAAGAACAGCCAGAUUAUAAGGAACCUGAGACAAAAACGAAAAAAUGA
Pectinophora gossypiella (pink bollworm) is the source of this 516-nucleotide messenger RNA. Its product is annotated as ATP synthase subunit d, mitochondrial-like. The record is from RefSeq and is a predicted model, not a curated record. Gene Ontology annotation, molecular function: proton transmembrane transporter activity. The transcript has 3 exons. Lineage: Eukaryota; Metazoa; Arthropoda; Insecta; Lepidoptera; Gelechiidae. Gene Ontology annotation, biological process: proton motive force-driven ATP synthesis. Bases 1 to 516 code for a protein of 171 amino acids.